This is a messenger RNA of Solanum dulcamara, 513 nucleotides long. RefSeq names its product secreted RxLR effector protein 161-like. Bases 1 to 513 code for a protein of 170 amino acids. The transcript has 3 exons. The record is from RefSeq and is a predicted model, not a curated record. Lineage: Eukaryota; Viridiplantae; Streptophyta; Magnoliopsida; Solanales; Solanaceae.
AUGGUUACGGUGAGAUCUAUAGUGGCACUUGCAGCAUCUAGGAAAUGGCAUAUUCAUCAGAUGGAUGUGUUUAAGAAAUAUGACGAGCAAAUAAACAGAACCAAAAAAGUCUCAGAUGAUCCUUUGGUAGAUCAAACAAUGUAUCAAAGGUUGAUAGGAAAGCUAUUAUAUCUACAAAUAACAAGACCUGAUAUAGCCUUUAGUACUCAAACAUUGAUUCAGUUCUUACAGCAGCCUAAGAAGUCUCAUAUGGAUGCUGCAUUAAGAAUAGUCAGAUACCUAAAAAGACAACCUGGACAAGGGUUGUUACUAUCAAGUGGUGUAGAUAAUUUGCUGACUGUAUUUUGUGAUGUCGACUGGGCUUCAUGUCCACUUACCAAAAGAUCUAAAGUGAAGGCCUUCAUAUUCCUGUUGUUGGAUAUGGUGAUUGAGCAAAACGGCAGGAAGCAGAGGUUUGGUUCGAGUUGGGUACAGAGAGCGUUUUCGAAUGGACUUACGCGAAUUCGGAUAUAG